Messenger RNA from Lingula anatina, 2237 nucleotides. Its product is annotated as putative sodium-coupled neutral amino acid transporter 11. Gene Ontology annotation, biological process: amino acid transmembrane transport. The record is from RefSeq and is a predicted model, not a curated record. NCBI's taxonomy places the organism in Eukaryota, Metazoa, Brachiopoda, Lingulata, Lingulida, Lingulidae. Gene Ontology annotation, cellular component: membrane. Gene Ontology annotation, molecular function: L-amino acid transmembrane transporter activity.
GCGUGCACGAAAGUUAAUUACCCCACUAUCAGCUUCAGUGGGCGUGACAAAGAUUUAAGCCGCUUAAAGUGAAUGCAACUUAGCGAGAAUGCCCUCAGAGUUAGAUUGAUCCUGCUAGUACGCUGGCCCUACUCGUUUACUCAGCUGUUAGUUGUCUGAAGCGGAACUGUUUCACAUUAUUACUGAUGGGGCCAUUUAUUAGCAGAGCAGGAAAUAUUUUGGAUACAAAGUAUAAUCCCUCAAGGCAUUUUGUCCAUUUCAACUCGACAUUGACCCAACUACCAAGGCUGCACUGCAGCACAGCAGCUGGGAUUAACGGUAACUAAAUCAGUGCCCGGAAUCAGUGUACAUAGUAAGAGUUAGCAGACUUUGAAGAGGGCUGUAUUAACAACAGAUUGUCACAAUGAACGACCCCGGCCAUGUGGAAAUUGGACUGAACGAAAAUGAUGUCAACAAAGUUGUGUACUAUGGCUCGCAAGAACAGUCGCCACAGAAUUCCCCUGCACACUCUGUUGCUUCCAGUGACGAUGAUCAGCGCCCUCUAGUGAGUGGAGGACAGAGUCCCCUGGAGAGUGGACCAAGCCAAGAGGAGCCCACUUUGCUGUCAGAAUCCAAUGAAGAAGUUAAACCCAUUGAGAAACUUAGCAGUGUGCCUGCUGCAGUUCUUAAUGUAAUUAACUCUAUCAUUGGAUCAGGAAUAGUGGGCAUGCCAUUUGCAUUAAAAGAAGGUGGUAUAGGAAUGGCUGUUCUACUCAUCAUAGUAGUUGGAGUCCUUACUGAUUAUUCCUUACAACUUCUUAUAGCAGCUGGCCUGCAGUCCAAGACAUCAACAUACCAGGAUGUAAUGCAGGUGGCAUUUGGUCGUCCUGGCUUCUAUCUUAUCUCUCUGCUUCAGUUUGCAAAUCCUUUUUUAGCCAUGACCAGCUACAAUAUCAUAGCAGGGGACACCAUUGAGAAGAUUGUAUACAGGACUGCUUCUGAAUCUGUGAAGAAUUCCGUCCUGGGUAACAGACAGUUCAUUCUCUUCUUGUUUACAAUAUUUAUCUCCAUGCCUUUGUCUUGCUACAGGAACAUAGCUAAACUCAGCAAGUUUUCUGCCUGUGCUAUCCUCUCUAUCAGUUUUGUGACUGUGUUUAUAAUGGUACGUGCUGUGACUAUGGCAAGGGAAGUGCCCAAAACAGAUGAUGCCUGGAUAUUUGCUGAAGAUGGAAUCGUGCAGGCAAUGGGUAUAAUUACUACUGCUUACCUUUGCCACCACAACUCAUUCCUCAUCUUCCGUUCCUUGAAAGAACCAACUCAGCAGUGUUGGAACAAAGUGGUCCACAUCAGCGUUGGUUCCUCCAUGGUGGCCUCUCUGGUGUUUGGCCUGUUUGGGUACAUCACAUUCACGGGAUAUACCCAAGGGGACUUAUUAGAAAACUACUGUUACUCUGAUGACUAUGCGAAUGUAACAAGGCUGAUAUUUACCUUUAGUGUUAUGCUGACUUAUCCAAUAGAAUGCUUUGUUACAAGAGAGGUGAUAGAAAAUCUGCUGUUUGGUGCUAAGCAACCUGCAACCCUGCUACGCCAUAUGCUAGUGACAUUGGCUCUUGUCCUAGCAACAGGGGGAAUCUCCAUGGUGACUAACUGCCUAGGGAUUGUCUUGGAGUUGAAUGGUGCGCUAGCUGCAAUACCAAUGUGCUUCAUCCUGCCAUGUUUGAGUUAUAUGAAGAUUUCCCAUGAUAACGGAGACAAAAUACUCCAAAUAAAAAAUAUUUUCCCAACCAUAGUAGCCAUCACCGGGAUUGCAUUUUCUGUUGUUGGGCUUGUCUUGGUUCUUAAAAGCAUCGUGGAUGGGUCCGCAUUUCGGUGUAGUGAUGCAGAGGAAAUGGGUUACUGUUAUGACAUUAACCAGGUGCGGAAUAGCUCUUAUGUUUCAACUGAGGCUUUGAUUGAAUGGUCAAAUUCAACAAAUAAGUAAUAUAUAUAUAUAGACUGUUUGUAUUAUAGGGAAGAGUAUAAUUCUUGACAAAUAUUGCUCUGCACGUUAAGAAAGGAAAUGAUGCUAAACUGAGAAAACUUGGAGCUGGAGAGUAUAAGGGAGGGAGGAGUUGGAACUGGAGCCCCUUCAAGUGAUAUGUAGUUGGACCUGGGAUUAAUAGUUGAAUGGCAAAUUAUAUACUUGUAAAUUUAUAUAUACAUAUUUAAAUGGACAACGAGAUAACUAAAUUCCUGAUUAGACACUUAAUAGAUUCCCU